AUGAGUAUCAUAAGAGUCUUGAUAUUACUUAUAUUACAAGCUCUGUUCAUCACAAUAAACUGAGAUGAACAGGAAAUAAUAGAAGUCCCUACUCCAGAACCGGAACUCAAACCUUACGAUCCACAAAGAAUCUGCUCCCAAGCAUUUGAUUGAACUUCAUGUCAAAAAUUCAAAGAGUGCACAUUUCUGAACAACACCUGCGUUCCUUACAAUAUGUACGGUAUCAGAUUCAUAUAACCUACAACGCCUAUGAAGACUACAUCUACUGCAAGAACGCUAGUGAUCGUGGAGAAACCCACCUCUCACAAAGACCUGGCAAAGAAAUUCAUUUGGGCCAUAACAAGGAGGAAGACGUCUUCCAUGAUGAUUUUAGGAAGGAAAGGAAUGGGGGUUAUGAGACUGGGAGAGUUUGUGAAUGGAAUUUAAAGGUGGAUAAUGUUAAGGAAGGCAGUCCAAAGAAGCUCGGAUGUAGUCAAGAUGCAUACUCUGAGGUUACUGUGGAAAUUAUAAGAGAUCCAAGAAAUUUAGAGGAGAUAUAUUUAGAGAUUGGCACCAAUACAGGCUGGAGAUAUUUGGAUUCAAAAACUAUUGCAAAAUGCGGAUCUGAAGUUCUUACGUUUUAUAAUACGACUAGUGUUAAGGUCAGAGCGAAGAGAAUGAGUGAGGAAUCAAAUUAUUCGAUCAUUAUAUCUGAGAAGUCUACCACAACUUGAGAGUAUCAAAGAGUCUCUGUGAUAUUAAUCUUUAUCUUUAUUUCGAUGUUUUGAGGAAUGAUGGUUGUAUCAUGCAUCUAUAUCUGUAUUUCAAGCUUCAUCAACAAGCCAGAUAAAGCUAGGAUUAGAAAGAAAAAGAAGCAACUCAAAAAGCAAAGAGUUGAUAAAUACAUGGCUAGAAUAGAUCACGGGACUGUGGGUGAUUUAAAAUUUAACUAUUCGGAGACAACUUGAUCUAUAUGCCUUGGAACUUACACUGAGAAUCAAAGCGUGCAUAUCACUAAAAAAAUUUCAGCAAUUAAUGUGUGAAAUCAUUCUUUCCAUUCUUUGUGCUUAAGAAAGUGUCUCAUGAGGACCAAAUUAUCUAAAGACUUAAAAUGUCCAGUCUGAAAGACGACUCUAAAAAAUCUUGAAGAACCAAGUCUGUUGCAGGAGUCUCGUGAGACUGAGCUUUCUGUUGGAAUUUAACUCUCAAUUAUC
Moneuplotes crassus is the source of this 1193-nucleotide messenger RNA. Lineage: Eukaryota; Ciliophora; Spirotrichea; Euplotida; Euplotidae. The record is from the annotation of a GenBank genome assembly.